UCACCUACAAGAGGACACGGACAGUUGUGGCUGUGAGAGGACUAGGACAAGCUCCUCUGGACCACGGUGGACCACGGUAUGCCUCCCGUGGACUGUCGCUGCUGGUUGGCACCGCCUGCCGACCGCGAACAUUCCCGGAUGUUGCAGCAAUUCUUUCACUAUGGCUGACAAGGGUCGUAUGCUAUCAAGAAGUAAAGCGGGAAAAGACAAAGAAGUGGCUGAAAUGACCAAGGGUGUAAAUGAAGGAGAGAAGACAGACAAAAAUGGAGAGGUCCCAUCACCCGAGGCGGCGGCCACCAGUGGUACAACAGCUGAUGGCCAGGAUGGAAAUUUUCAGGUGGAGCCAAUGGAAUUACCUCCUUUUGAAAUCAUCACAGGGGACCGAAUUGAUCCUUUUGCAUUUAAGUUCCAGUUCAAGAAUGUGGAAUACUCCUCAGGCCGCAACAAGACCUUCCUGUGUUACCUGGUGGAUCAAGGGAACACAGCCGAUGGACUUCUGAAGGGCUAUCUGGAGGAUGAGCAUACCGGCUGUCAUGCUGAGGAGGCCUUCUUCACACAUUGCCUGCCCCACAACGACCCUGCACUCAAAUACACCAUCACCUGGUAUGUGUCUUCUAGUCCCUGCUCUGCUUGUGCAGAAAAGAUAGCUGAGGUGUUGAAGGCCAGGAAAAAUAUCAAGCUGACCAUUUUUGCUGCUCGGCUGUUUGAAUGGGAGGAAGCAGAGAUCCAGGCAGGGUUGAGGAUCCUCCAUGCUGCUGGCUGUAAACUGAGGGUCAUGAAGCCUCUAGACUUCUCCUACACCUGGGAGACAUUUGUGGAGAACGAAGAACAACCUUUCAACCUGUGGGAAGACUGCAAAGAAAACUAUGAAUAUUACCAUGAGAAGCUGGCAGAAAUUAUACAGUGACCACAGUAAGUGUUAUGGUGGAUUCACACCAAACAUGAAGCGAAUAUUUGUGACGGGUUAUUCAAGCAUGUUUGUCCCGCUUUAUCAUUUGUGUUAACACACAAUGUUAUGCGAGUAAACACAACCCACAAAUAUUAGCCCAUUCUCCUUCUGACUCUGAUGUUAAUGAGUGAUGAUUCGGGAGAAUCUCAACGCUAAAAAUUGGCUUUCGCGACAUCGUUACGCACCUGUUUAGCUUAAGUUCAAAUAUUUCAAAUCAAGGGACUGAAGUGAAGGGUUAGGGGAAGAAUUUGCUUUGAGAGAGAUUGCAUGUUACCAGGUUGCCAAAAGGGAACUAUGCACAUUGGACCUCAUUCACCAAUAUCUUGUUUAUUCUUUAAUUUUUCCAUAAAGUUCCAAGGAAAACACUACAUCAGAUUCACAACAUGUUUUUAACUCCAGAAUUGUUUGCACCGGUGUUCUUUUUUUCUGAAAUUCUCUUUCUAUUAUGAUUUUCUAGGUCCACACAAUCAGAUGUAAUACAUAUUGUUCAUCUCAUUUAGCCUGCAGCUUUGUUCUUAUAUUGAUGAAUCCCAUUGUCUUUGUAAAUUGAAAGCUCAUGCCAGUUAUUCUUGAUUAGCAUAGGUAAAUGGCCCUCCACUGCACAUAAAAGGGCAUGAGACUGCAGGAAAGAAUUGACCAUACAAAUAUGACAAAUAUACAUCUCAUCAACGGCUCAUGCAAUUUUUAUCAAACUUGGAGGGUACGAUAUAGGGCCCUAACCCUAACCCUGGCCUAUUACUCCCAAAAACGUUGUAGUCGUGUGUUAAAAGGAAUGCCACUAAUAAGAAAAAAUGCAGUUUACAGCACACGCAUCGCAAUAUUUCCUGACGUUUGACCCCCGCCUUAGCUUUUUGGGUUCCGCUUUCAUGGGCUCCGCGAGUCGUCUCGAGGAGACUCGACAACUUUAAGAUGUUUUUGCAACCCUCAUCAGACUUGCAACCCAUUAAAAAGACCUUAGGAAAACUGAAUUUGUCUUUUCUAAGUCUGUCUUUUUUAUAAGAUUUCUCAAUACUUUAUUGUUGCAGAGAUCAUUAUAUUUUACCAACCCAUUUUAAAAUCUUGAGUCUGUCCUGUUGGGAAUGAAAUCUGAAUUGUAAGCUAUCCAUCUCAUCAUAAGUUAUGGCUCCUUGGACCUGUGUUCAACCUCUUGAGCAAGGUUUUAAUCCAUGGAUUAGAUUCCCGAACAUGUUUAUUUAAGGCAAUAUCACCUAUUACAGCUUGCAGAGGAAUAUCGCUAGAUAUAUUGCAUUCAAUUUCUAUCCACUUUGCUGUGUAAAAUGGAUUGCAUAUGUAGACUACAAUUUUAAUCUGAGCUGCUCUUUAAUCAUUUUUAAUAUUUGGGAGUGAGAGAACUCACUUCUCCUUGGAUAGCUGAAGCGUCUUUAACCGUAUCCGAGGCUUCUUCCCUUGGCAAACAAAUCUUGAAUUACUCUAUCCAGAUUCUGAAAUGACCAUUUGGGAGUUCAGAUGGGAUUGUUUGACAUAAGUAUAAAAGUCUUGCAAGAACAUUCAUUUUAAUUGCUCCCACCAUCUGUGUAAUACAAAAAAAAAGGCAUUAUGUUCCGAGACAAAUCUGAUUUGAUAUUGGAAAUUAAUGGUUCGUAAUUCACAGAUGUAAUUUUGUCAAAAUGUUUUGGAAUAUUCACUGCCACUACCUCAUUACUUCAGAGUCCUAUUUUAUUUUAAACUCGUCUCUGAUAGCUAGGGGGUGUAAUUAAAUGACAGUACUUGAGAUGUGUGAGUGUUUAGUCUGUAACCAGACAAACCUCCAUAUUCUGAUAAUGUGAUAAACUUUGGAAGGGAGGAAUCAGGUUGGGCCAGGUAUAUUAAAAUACCGUCUGCGAAUAAGGCAAUUUUUUGUUCCACCCUGGCCAUAGUAUUCAACGUAUUUCCUCAUUUUGUCUUACCCACUGACUUAAUGGCUCUAUAAAAAAAGCGACUAGGAGCGGAGACAUGGGACAUACUUGUCGGCAACCCUAUUUCAAUUCAAAGGAAUUAGAUAAUGUUCCAUUUAUUCUUAUCUUUGCUAGUGGUUGGUUAUGUAAAGCUAUAACUGUAUUGAUACAUUUUACAUGGAAAUUUAACCCGAGCAAUAGUCUAUAAAGAAAAGACCAAUCCACAGAAUCAAAUGCCUUUUCCACAUCUAAUCCUAGUAUGACAGCUUCGAUAUUGUUCUGUUUCAUGUGGUUAAUAACAAGUAAUAUACGUCUGAUAAUGUCCCUGGUUUGCCUCUGUCUAAUAAAGCCAGUUUGAUCUAAA
Molecule: messenger RNA, 3208 nt
Organism: Scophthalmus maximus (turbot)
Lineage: Eukaryota; Metazoa; Chordata; Actinopteri; Pleuronectiformes; Scophthalmidae
Gene: apobec2a
Product: apolipoprotein B mRNA editing enzyme, catalytic polypeptide-like 2a
Exons: 5
Coding region: 161-907 (248 amino acids)
Biological process (GO): cytidine to uridine editing
Cellular component (GO): cytoplasm; nucleus
Molecular function (GO): RNA binding; cytidine deaminase activity
Source: RefSeq, a predicted model, not a curated record